GUUCCCACACAGGCGCAUUUCUCGAUGCAGAGCUUGAUCCCUUCCUGGUUUGUUUGGCUUGAGUGCUGCUGGAGAUGGAAACAAGCUGGGAAAAAUUGCAAAAGAAACCCGUUCGCCUCAUUGCAGCAGCCUGCAACGACAUGGGGAUCGGGAAAGAUGGAAAACUGCCCUGGGAUUUACCGACUGAAUUCCAGUACUUUGUGAACACUGUCAAAACGGUGUCAAGACCAGGAAGGAUGAAUUUUAUGGUUUGGGGUAGACUCUGCUGGAACUCCCACCCUGAAUCUUUGUUUCCACUUCCCAAUAUUUUGCAUGUGGUGUUGAGUAAAACCCUGGACACGGUUCCCGAUCACGCACACUUCCUGUGUCGAGACUUUGACAAUGCCAUCCGCCUGGCUGCAGAGCCCCCCCUCGCUGACUUAAUAGAGACCAUCUGGAUUGUUGGUGGAGUGCAGGUUUACAAGGAUGCAUUAAACCACCCUUGGUGUGACCUGCUUUACCUGACAGACGUCAUGGCUGACUAUGACUGUGAUGUGUUCUUCCCAGAAUUUGACAAAAAUCUAUUUCAACUACAGGAAGGAUUUCCCGGUGUGCCAAGUGAAAUUCAAGAGGAGAAUGGCAUUAAGUUCAAAUACCAAGUAUUCAAGAGAGACACUGCUGACACUGUGUAGAAUACCUUUUUUAAUUAAAGAAAUGCCAAUGUCUUAAAAAAGACUUUUAGUAAUGUAGUCGAUGAAUAAUUCAAACCGUAUAAAUGUGACUUCUUUGUCUUUGCAGUCCAUAGCCACUUUAAGUACAGACACUCCAACAGUGCUGCAGUGCUUGCUGCUCAACUAUUUUACUUUUUUUAGUUUCUGCUCUUUUUUAAGCUACUAUAAUCAGAUCUGGCAUGUCACUUUCUCCUGUUGCCCUGUCGUUUGGCAGUGUUCCUAUCUCGUCCUCCCACUCAGUCAUUUUAAUGCAGCGCAGAAAAUGUGCUUGAGUCAGUCAGCAGCCUGCAUCAAUGCCAGUACUCCAGGUAUCACAGUAGAUCUAUUACCCUUUCAGUCAGCUUGACAGGUGCCUGUUUAGAAAGUGAUGAUUUAAUAACUCCACCUGUGUGCUUUCACAUUAUAAUAUGUCUUAUUUAAAAUGUUACUGCUUAAAUCCAUAGUCCAAAAUAGUGAGACUCGUAUUUGUUGAUACCGACUUUUCUUGGGAUGUUUUUAAAGACGGAACCAUAAGUACAUGGUGAAUUUUUAAUAGAGAAGUAAUUGACACUGUUUGUAUGUUUUUCCCAGUUUUAAUAAAAUACUUUACUCUUA
Molecule: messenger RNA, 1304 nt
Organism: Pelmatolapia mariae (spotted tilapia)
Lineage: Eukaryota; Metazoa; Chordata; Actinopteri; Cichliformes; Cichlidae
Product: zgc:153031
Exons: 6
Coding region: 75-671 (198 amino acids)
Biological process (GO): folic acid metabolic process; glycine biosynthetic process; tetrahydrofolate biosynthetic process
Cellular component (GO): mitochondrion
Molecular function (GO): NADP binding; dihydrofolate reductase activity
Source: RefSeq, a predicted model, not a curated record